Messenger RNA from Beauveria bassiana ARSEF 2860, 759 nucleotides. RefSeq names its product chymotrypsin-like proteinase 5A precursor. The transcript has a single exon. The record is from RefSeq and is a predicted model, not a curated record. Gene Ontology annotation, biological process: proteolysis. Gene Ontology annotation, molecular function: serine-type endopeptidase activity. Bases 1 to 759 code for a protein of 252 amino acids. Lineage: Eukaryota; Fungi; Ascomycota; Sordariomycetes; Hypocreales; Cordycipitaceae.
AUGAAGCUCACCUUGUCCAUCUACGCCGCCGCGUUGUGCGGUCAGCUCGCCGUGGCCGGGCCCAGCAUCAUCGGCGGCGAGCUUGCCAGCCCCGGCUCCGCGCCCUACAUGGUCAGCAUCCAGAAAAACGACAUUCACCUCUGCGGCGGCACGCUCAUCCGCGACAACCUCGUCCUCACCGCGGCCCACUGCCUCGUGCACGAGCACCCGCGGUCACUGCGAAUCGCCGCGGGCUCUCACUCGUACCAUAAACGCGCCGUCACGCGCGGCGUCGCCAAGGGCAUCAUACACGCCGACCACGACGGCAAGAAGCGCAUCAACGAUGUUGCGCUGAUCCGGCUCCGCCGCCCCUUUAAGCUGACCGACACCGUCCGCACCGUCGAGCUCUCCCAGCGCCCGCAGAUUGACGGCGGCACCAACGUGACCGUGUACGGCUGGGGAUACACCAGCUACCCGCAUCAAAAAAGAAUACCAAAGCUGCAGGUUCUGCACCGCAACAUUGUCGACACGGCCGCGUGCAACGACGCCUACGUCGAGUACAAUGGGAAAAAUGUCACUGUCAACCAGCUCUGCACGCAGACGCAAGGCCAGGGAACCUGCUGGGGCGACUCGGGCGGGCCCCUUGUCUGGAUCGACGACGAUGGCAAGGAAUACCAGGUCGGCAUCGUCUCUUGGGGCGUCUCGUGUGCCAGAGAGUGGCCGGAUGUUGCCACCAAGGUCAGCUCGUACCUGAAGUGGAUUGAGGACAACUCUGCAUAG